AUGCAGCGGGUACAGCAGCUGAAAUCAUUGAUUCCCAAGUCGACUAUCGUCUACUAUAAACAACCGCUACUUAUAACUAAGGGUGAAAUGCAAUAUUUAUACGAUGCGAAUGGCAAAAAAUAUCUCGACAUGUUUGCUGGUAUCGUUACCGUAUCCGUCGGGCACUGCCAUCCGUGA
Molecule: messenger RNA, 177 nt
Organism: Cooperia oncophora
Lineage: Eukaryota; Metazoa; Nematoda; Chromadorea; Rhabditida; Trichostrongylidae
Source: the annotation of a GenBank genome assembly